Molecule: messenger RNA, 986 nt
Organism: Saprolegnia parasitica CBS 223.65
Lineage: Eukaryota; Oomycota; Saprolegniomycetes; Saprolegniales; Saprolegniaceae
Exons: 1
Coding region: 12-986 (324 amino acids)
Source: RefSeq, a predicted model, not a curated record
CGACGACGAAGAUGGAGCUCUUCCUGAACCCGGACAUUGCGGCAAGCGUGCUGCAGAUGUGCAUGGCCGAGACGGCUGCGCCGCUCGCCCUCGUCGUCCUCACGAACAAGCAGCUGCGGUCAUAUGGCGCCAGCGACGCACUCUGGGCGCGUCUCGUCGCCACCCACUUUGGCCCGGCCCGGCCGUACGCGCCGCUCGUGGCCUUUCCCGUGCUACCGGCGCUGUGUCGCCACCCGACGUGGGAGAUGGAACUCGAGGUGCCGCCCGUCUCGGCGUCUUGCAAAGAGUUCAUCGAGACGACGAUGGAGCGGUCACUCUUCCAAACCAUGACGGUGGUCCGCGACAACAUUGGCACGAUCGCGACGCUGGAUGCGACGCCCAUCGACUGCUUUGUCUUUCCGACGAACCCAUCGUUGCGCAACCACGGGAUUGGCGCGGCCGCCGCCAUCUUUGAGCGCGCGGGCAUCGAGCUCGACAUGCUCGUGUCGAGCCGCGAGUACGCGCGCACCCGCCACUACGACACGGCCGAGGUCGUCGUCACGCCCGGCUUCCACUCGGGCGCCAACCACCUCAUCCACUGCAUUGGACCCUACUGGCGCAUGCCGAACGCAGCAUCCCGGCUCUACCUCACGUACGUGCACGCGUUCCAAGAGGCCGUGCGCAUCGACGCGCGCUGCGUCGUCGUCGCGUCCAUUUCAACGGGGUCGCUCGGGUUUCCCGUACCAGAGGCGAGCCGCAUCGCGAUGGCAGCGUACCGCGACGUCGUCAAGGCCUACCGCUGGCGCGCCAAAGUGGGCUUCAUCUGCUACGAAGAGUCGAUCUUUAACGCGUUUGACGCGGCGCGGCAAGCGACGCUGCAUCGGUUCAACGACGGCUGCUUGGAGAUCGAGCCCCGCACAGAGCCCUUUGGCACGCGCAACCGUGUGGUGCAUAGCGACGACGAAGAAGGCCACGACGAGCCGAGCGACGAGGAAGAAGACGCGUAA